Messenger RNA from Micropterus dolomieu (smallmouth bass), 1640 nucleotides. It is a transcript of the gene ntd5, whose product is annotated as ntl-dependent gene 5. The transcript has 8 exons. The record is from RefSeq and is a predicted model, not a curated record. Gene Ontology annotation, cellular component: extracellular region. Gene Ontology annotation, molecular function: peptidase inhibitor activity. Lineage: Eukaryota; Metazoa; Chordata; Actinopteri; Centrarchiformes; Centrarchidae. Bases 60 to 1118 code for a protein of 352 amino acids.
CUUAAAAGUGCUGUGUCUGUGCCUCCCUCCCUCAUAUCGUCUGAGGCCUGGCUUCAAGGAUGGACUGUGCACUGCUGCUGCUGUCCCUGUGGGCUCUGACUGGAACGGUGUCCUUGCAGGCUCCAGGGUCAUGUCCGGAGAGACUUCUGGGAGAGGAAAGGAGAAGGACAUGUCCUCGGCCCUGCAAAGCUGACAGAGACUGUGGCAACAAGCGCCAGUGUCUGUGUGACGGCCAGUGUGGUCUCAGCUGUGUGGCUCCAGGUCGAACUUGUCCCUGGCCUCUACCCUCCAGUGAAAACUCAGUGACUCGUCUCCUCUCUCCCACUCACUCCUUUUCUGCCCUGCUUGAAGUGCGCUGCGUGCCGGGAUUCACGUUGCCCAGCGGCUUGGAUGUCACUAUUCGGCGUUGUCAAGGUGACCGACAGUGGAGUGGGGAUGAGCCCAUCUGCACAGAGGCUCAGUCAACCAAACCUGCCACUGACCAAACCUGCCCUCUACCUGAGGAAGUCAUCAACACCUUCAGCAUCCAGGGCGACGCCACUGUAGGAGCUUCCAUCCGCUACAGCUGCCUGUCUGGGUCAGAUGUAGUGGGGAGCAGUGAAAAUUUCUGCCAGGACAAUCAGACUUGGCAGUACCCUCACCCCAUCUGUAAAAAAGUGUACUGCCAGCCUCCUCCAGAGGUGGAGCAGGGCUAUGUGGUGGCUGUCCAGAAGACUGAAUAUGAAGUUGGCUUUGACAUCCACUACCUCUGCAAAAAGAACUUCCUGCUGGACGGACCCCAGAAGGUCACCUGCUUGUCAAAUGGCAGCUGGAGUGAAUCGCCCCCAUACUGCAGAGCUCGCUGUCUCAUCCCUGCUGAGCGAAGCCGUGUGGUGAUUGGUGGAGAGAAACGCUGGCCGUUUGACGUUACAGAUGCCUUGGUUCCUCACGGGGAAAAUGUAAUGUUCUUCUGCAAACAUCCUCGCAAGCAGUGCAGCUUCACUGUGACCCAGACCUGCUUUGAUGGAAAGCUGCAGCCACCAGCUUGCUACCUUGAGCCCACAUGGUUGCAGUAUAAACUCUUCCCUCACCGGCUGGUCUCAGAGAUUGAAGCAUGUGAGCCUGGUGAUGUGGAAUGAUGACCUGCGCGUCUGACCUCGACCGCGCCAACACUCUUGACACCUUGUCACAAUAUGAACACCCAUCACCCACCUCCAACCACCUUUGCUUCAACUGUCUAUGCUAUGAUUAUGGUGCGUUAGACACUGAAAUAUUUUUCCCAGCUCUCAUAGAUCAGCAGGCCAAGCUGUCUAUCCUGUGCUUGUUGUAUUGUGGGUUUGAACAACAGUGCUCACAGUCUUUGUCACUCUCUCCUGCAUACUAUCAAAUUGCAGGCUUAAUAAUUAUCUGCAAAUCCCUCAAUUAUUACUCCUCCAGCUCGAGCCAAUGCAGAGAUGCAAUCCAUAGGCCUUAGUGAUGAUGUAUAAAAUGCAUUAAUACAUGCUGUAUCAGUUAUGCCUGUGAAGACGUAGCCUAACUCAUAAUGACUUGACUCUGUGAUAUCUCACUGUGUGAUCUUUCUUCCCUCUGUUGAGAGCGACGCAUCAAGUCUUGAGACUUGUAAGUGGUAAUGAUUUUAAAAUAAAGUAAUAUCAAAAGUG